AUGAGAAAACCCGAGGCGCUGUGCCGAUGCGAAGAGAAGAACAUGGUGUGUGGGACGAACGGGGAGACUUACAAGACGAUUUGUGCCUUGAGGACGGCUGCGGCCGGGACUGAAGAAGGCGAACAGCCGCGACUGGAACUGGCCAGCUGGGGACCCUGCAAGAUGAGUCCGUGCCUCUGUCCUCCCGUGUACCUCGAAGGUCGCGGUCGUUCCCGGUUCGGAGUCCGUCUUCUGCUCUUCAUCUGCGAUCCUCCUCCUCCUACAGACUCUCAGCAAUGGAGCUUGGGUGUGUUUUCAGGUGACUACACGACGAUAGCCGUGCAGACGAGAGGGGGACCAGAGAGGCUCAUGGUGAGCGGCUGGGUCCAAGUGAUGGACAUCCAACCCGGAGAUGGUGGCUUGUACACGUGCGUGGCCGUCAAUGAACUCGGGGAGGCCAGGGCCACUGCCAACAUCGGCGUCUACAAGGGCACGGAGGAAAAUACAACCGAGGAGGAGGAGGAGGUAGAAGAAAACGACAUUUAAGAAGCUGAAUCGUGUACAGUGAGAUACAUAUCCGGAUUCCCCGCUCUACAACAACCUGAUUCCGUGGACCUGAGAACCCGGUUCACACAGGCUGGACCUUGAAAAUGCAAUUAGUCGCUACUCUCACUCUCAUAUAAGAUUUCUGCCGGAAUACUAGCUACAUUCCGGUGGAGCCAUCGAUUUCCACUCCCUCCCCUUCCUUAUCGUGGUCCUUUGUCUCCACUCCUUUUGUUCUUCGCCUCGAUAUGGUAGGAAAGGAUCCUUGUAGCCUACGAAGCCCGUCAUUCCUCACGCGGUUUCGCUGUAUCAUAUAGAAAAUGUAGCAGUGAUGUGUAAAAAAAUACUGAGGCAUGAAAGAUUGAUUGUCAACGGACAUGAUCUGAAUCGCUGAUGGUGCUAGACGUUCUUUCAGUCAUUUGUACAGAAGUGCCAGUCGUCUCUCAACGGUGCUUUCUUCGACUUUUUCCACUUUUCGUGCCCGGCAUUUCUCGUGUAGCUUUCCUCGGAGAGUUUCUUUGCAUGCUUUUUUCUUGGCAUUUAUCGCCGACACGUGCCUUACGAAAACAAAAUCAAUGUAUUUUGUGCCGAGAUCGCCAAGAGUUGCUAUAUGCAUGGAGUGAUACUUCGCAUUUUUCUAUAUGCUUAUCCUAUCCUCUCUCCUUCACUUUACUUACGUGACAAACAUGAGAUGCUUGAGGACCUAAUCUGUGUUCAUGAAAAUGUGAAUAUUUCGAGAUAUAUUUACAGUUAUAUAAAUAUAUAUACAUGUAUGCACACAGAGAGAAUAAAUGUUUGUACAAAAUGAUGUGAAUAAAGAUAAUAAAAGGGC
Molecule: messenger RNA, 1354 nt
Organism: Darwinula stevensoni
Lineage: Eukaryota; Metazoa; Arthropoda; Ostracoda; Podocopida; Darwinulidae
Source: the annotation of a GenBank genome assembly